This is a messenger RNA of Aricia agestis (brown argus), 4227 nucleotides long. RefSeq names its product transcriptional regulator ovo-like (gene ovo). The record is from RefSeq and is a predicted model, not a curated record. Bases 165 to 2651 code for a protein of 828 amino acids. Gene Ontology annotation, biological process: regulation of transcription by RNA polymerase II; epidermal cell differentiation. Gene Ontology annotation, cellular component: nucleus. The transcript is spliced from 4 exons. Lineage: Eukaryota; Metazoa; Arthropoda; Insecta; Lepidoptera; Lycaenidae. Gene Ontology annotation, molecular function: RNA polymerase II cis-regulatory region sequence-specific DNA binding; DNA-binding transcription factor activity, RNA polymerase II-specific.
CCAACGGUAUCGCAUGCCGCUAGCUGCAAAUAAACAAACGCGAGGAAACUAACCGUGCAGUGUUAUGAUGAAAAACUGGUGCCGGUUUUCGGACGAGGUGUUCCUUUUGUAGACCCGGUGACGGACGAACCCUUUGGAUAGAGUGCAGUGUGUAAUAUAGCAAGAUGCCGAAGAUUUUCCUCAUCAAGAAACGCCUGUACGAGCAGCAGCUCGGGCUGCAGGAGGGUCAGGAGCUUCUCGCGAGCAAAUCUGACCCGCUCUGCCCGGGGUCCCCGCUGGACGAUGGACCCAUCCCCCUGCUGUCGAAGAAAGACAAGGAAUAUGAUCGAGACGUGUUUAAUGAGAACAGAGGAAAAAAUAAAGAAGAACGCCCCACAAAAGAACCGAGAAGAUUUAUUUCCUCUAUACUUGGAGGUGAAAUACCCUACGGCAGCCAUAGAGGCCACGUGCUCACACAAGCUGAACGCAAACAAUAUUUACCAGUUGCGGAAGAAAAGAAAUCCGACGAUAAGCCUCUCAUAAAAGAAGAGAAGGAUUUGGUGGACACCGAACCGAUAGUUCUUCCGGCGCAAAAUUCACCAGCACCUGAGUCAAUACCAUCCCCGUCUAUUGAUAAUGUUACAUGCCAAAAAGUUUCUGUUAUACAGAGGACACCAUCACAGUCUCAAUUUCGUGACAGCAAAAAAGAGCUAUCCGAAGUGAGCAUUCCGGCAACACUACCAGCGACCGAACCAGAGCAAGAUCAACCCAUCGAUUAUGCCAUUGCAAAAAAGCGUGGUGAAACUGAAGAUGAAGAAACAGAAAAGAAAAUUAGAGAACAAAGACGAACUAGUAGUUCAAAAAUUGCAAACGGUAUUUUGGCUCGACCGGCAUUUAUUCUUCGGAAUCGUCCUGGAACUAAAUUGCCGGGAAUUAUGAGUGCCGCGGCAGGACACGGAAGGUCAACUGGUGGAAGCAAUAGUAAUGGAAAUUCUCAAGCAAGUAGUGGUUCAGGCAGCUUUAAUUCCGGUAGUGGAGGUACAGCCCCUUCGUCAGGUGGUGGUGGAGCGCUCGGAGGUGGCUCAGGUAGCGGAGGAAACGGCAGGGACGGAAGGUCAAAUUAUGGUCCAAAUAGUCCACCCACAGGAAGUUUACCUCCUUUUUAUGAAACCUUAGGGCCGUCAUCUAAGAACGGUCAAAAUACUUUUAAUGCCAAUGGUAACUUCUCAAGUGAAUUUAAUAUUAUAAACGGAUUUAACAUGGACUGUGAAAACAAUGAUAAUACUAACACAAAUUUCCCAGAGCAAAGUAAACAAUAUUCUUUGAUGCAAAAUGCGCAUUAUGGUCUAGCUCUUAAAGAUGAAGAAAUAGAUUAUGAGAGCAAGCUAGAAAAUUUAGGAACCGUUGGAAGCUAUAACAACAAUUUUGAUGAGUCAAUGGUCGUUGACAUGGGGGAAGAUGUAAUUGACAACAAUCAAUUUUAUAAUACAUUGACAUUUGCACCGAAUGAAAGCAUUUUAGGAAACCUUUCUGAUUCGACCGAUGAUUUUGCUAGUUUGUUAAGUAAUCAUGUUGAAUCUAUUAACGAUCCAGAUUUACGAGAAUCUUCUUCUAUAACACCUGAUUCUGUUCAUAAUGCUGUAGAUAUUGAGUCGUUAGCAGAACAGGUCAAUUUAAGCAGACAAUAUUAUGAAAAAGCAAAUUACUUAGCAUUCGCUAGUCAAGAACAAAGCUCCACUUACAACUUUGCAAAAGAGCGACCAGACUUAUUGAUGCAAUUAAAUCCUGCUUUGCUACAACAUAACGAAGGCCAAAUGCAGCAACUGCAGAUUCACGUUCAAUUACAGCAAAGGCAACAAAUACUAUCUCCCGGUUUUCCAUUCACUAGUCAUUCUUUGGAACUGGAUUCGCCAACGGGCGUUUCACUCCCAUCUCCAGGCGGCAACAGCUCACUCGACGGAAACUCGCACAUCGAAAAUUCAUCUCUCAGUCCUGCUGCCGCUGUAAGUUUGAAGAAAGGCUCAAUCUCCGAUAGCAAAGUGCAAAUCUUGCAACAAAGGUUGGGUCUCCCGGCAGAGCUACCCCUAGAAUUCAUAAACGGCGGUCACGGCGUCAAAAACCCCCUAGCCACCGAAGCCAACGCCCGGCAAAGGGAGGAGGAGAAAAACAAACAAGUCUUAGUCAGCGAAGACGAUCCUACAAAAUUCGUGUGCAGGAUAUGCUCCAAAAAUUUCAGUUUGCAAAGGCUACUGAACAGACACAUGAAAUGUCACUCGGACGUCAAACGCUACCUGUGUACGUUCUGCGGCAAGGGUUUCAACGACACUUUCGAUCUGAAACGGCACACGAGGACGCACACCGGGGUGCGGCCUUACAAGUGCAACCUGUGCGAGAAGUCAUUUACCCAAAGAUGCUCAUUAGAAUCUCAUUGUUUAAAAGUUCACGGAGUACAACAUACUUAUGCUUACAAGGAGCGCAGGACAAAGAUGUACGUCUGCGAGGAAUGCGGCCACACGACGUCGGAGCCCGAGGAACACUACAUGCACCUCAAGAAGCAGCACCCCUACUCGCCGGCGCUGCUCAAGUUCUACGACAAGCGCCACUUCAAGUUCACGAAUGCUACUUUCGCCAACCAGCUGCUGGGCCAGUUGCCUAUGCCAGUGCAUAAUUAAGAUCCGCACGUGAAGAGUAUCUUUUACGAAUUUAUUCCGUCCUUUAAUAUUAGAAACCCAGUGCAUAUUACACAAAUUAGAUUCAUUUGUGAUGAUAAUAUUGUAUCGCAGGUAUGCAUUGUGUGGUGUAAACACCUCCGCUGUCUUCCAAACUUAAUUUAAUAACUAUGAUUCGGGUAAAAUCAUUGACAUUGUAUAAAGAUGAUCAGACGUACGAUGACACAAAUUAUCGGUAAUCGGGUAAUCAAAUAAAAUUAUGUGAAUCAAAAGAUGCUACAAGAAAAUUGUCACAAAAACCAUGCAAGGGACGGUGGAGCGAGAAGAGUUCCCUAGCUCAUGUCGACAAGAUAUUCAUCCCUUAUUUUUUAUAUUAUAAAAUAUUAUUGUAUCCCUAUUCUUAUAAACAAAAGCAUACAAAAUUUUCUUUUCGCACCCGAAACGCUUUUCGGAAACUUCCACGUCGAUCAUACUUCGCAUUCAUAAAUUUACAUUCCUGUUAAAAAGUGAUUUUGAAGAAGUAGUUUGUAUCCUGUAUAUCGAACUACGAAUUCUAGUUUAAAAUACCUUAAUUUUUUAAUGGUCCAGAAACAUCUGCCUCAGCUAGGCGCGACUGCAAUUAAAAAAUCAAAGUAUCGGGUAUUAUGUGCAAUCUUUGGUGAUGGUACGGGGUUAGUCGUAAGUAGGUUAAGUUCUAGCGCAUAAUUUACGUUGUAACAUUUCGUCUAAAGUGUCUUUCAUUUCGAGUCAGCACGACGUAGAUUGGAUCGACGCGUUUGGUGCUACGGAAAGUAUUAGAGCGUCGCUGACUCGGGAUGAAACCCUCAUGUGUCGGAUGACGUAUCUUGUCCGAUUCAUGACCGAAGUAGACCCACGUCUGCGACAUUGGGAAGUCUGUAAAAAUGUAUACUUUAAGGAAUCUCCCCUCGUUUAGUGAUAUUAGCUUCUAAUCUCCUCCGAUAUAACUCAUGUCACAAGUUAUUCGCGUUAUGUACUUAAUGUUAUGUUUGUUCGUUGUUGGUACUCAAUGUAACAGAAUGGAACUGUCCGCUCCUCGCGAGCCGGACGCGUGUUAAGUCGUACCGAGUUAAAUGCAUUUUUAGAAUAAUUUAUGUUAUUUAAAUUAUGAACUCGAACAGGAAUAGUCUGUGCUGUGAGUGUGUGAAUCGUUAUGUAUAAGUUAUUUAAAACUUUGUUAUAGCCGAAACGAAAUCGAUAUAGCGUUUGAUGUUAUAUGCUCAAUAUUGGUACGUUUGCGCUCUCCCGGCGAAACAUGUGGAUAUUAUGUAGAACUGUACAUAUCUAAAUUAAAUACGUAGUAAAAUUGGAACGUCUAAAUAUUUUAGUUGGUACCUAAUUAGAUUAUGAGAUUUUUAAUUAUUUUGUUAUGAUAUUGUGUACGAUUGGAAAACGUAGAUCUGAAUUGUAUAUUAGCUUAUUAUACGGCAUCCCGAGUUGUGUGAUAGCGCAGUGCCCCGACUCCUCUGUCUUGCAUUUACUAGAAUUUAAAACGAUUGUCAAUUAGUUUCGUAUCUAGAGACACUUUUGUUACUGUACUAAUAAGCAAUAUAUACAAAUU